UCGCAGCGCACAGUUUCGAAAUAUACUCCGCGCGGAUACAGCUAACGGUAAACGGUAGUAUUUUCGUUUUAUUUUCACUAUGUUCCUGUGGCGUUUGGGAUUAUUAUUUUUUCUCAGCAUAAUUGUUGUCUCCACAAAUCAGUCAUGGCUGAAACCGGGCUGCCACAAAGUGGGUAAUACGCGCAUCAUAUCCAUACCGGAGUGUGUGGAGUUUCGUAUUACCACCAAUGCUUGUCGUGGAUUCUGCGAGUCGUACGCUGUGCCGUCCAUACCGUUUGGUCAGGCUAUACCGGGCAUAUUUAAGCCGGUCAAACCGGUCGUUUCGGUGGGUCAGUGCUGUAACAUAAUGGCGGCGGAGGAAGUGCAAAAGCGCGUACUUUGCAUGGGCGGCAUGCGUAACAUAACCUUCAAAUCGGCAGUAUCCUGUUCCUGUUAUCAUUGUAAGAAGAAUUAGUGUGCUAUUGAAGAAUGUUGGCGUAAUUUGUGUUGAAUUUGUAUGGGCUACGAAACACCUGAGCUGCACGAGUUUGUUAUGUGAUCUUUUAUAUGUAUAAAAACAGUUUUUAAUAUGCUCUGAGCCGUGCAUAGUUAAUUAUUCAAUAUAUAUACAUACAUAUAUACGUACCUACAAUAUUUUUAUAUUUUAUCUGAAUUGUUGUUGC
Messenger RNA from Bactrocera tryoni, 662 nucleotides. Its product is annotated as thyrostimulin alpha-2 subunit-like. The coding region runs from base 80 to 454 and encodes 124 amino acids. The record is from RefSeq and is a predicted model, not a curated record. Gene Ontology annotation, molecular function: hormone receptor binding. Gene Ontology annotation, biological process: cell surface receptor signaling pathway. NCBI's taxonomy places the organism in Eukaryota, Metazoa, Arthropoda, Insecta, Diptera, Tephritidae. The transcript is spliced from 2 exons.